AUGGAAGAGCACAUCCUUCACACCGACUUCGGGGACCUAUACACUGCAAGUAGCAGACCCUCAAAUACCUCGACGAUAAAGUCUAGCAGUCCAACCCUCCUCUUACUCCACGGGCAAGGAUUCAGCUCGCGAGUCUUCGGUCCUCUCAUCGAGCAUGCAACCUCGUUGACCCAGAAUCAUUCCAUCAUUGUUUUCGACUACCCUGCCACGGCCGCUCCACCAACGCCCCGGACCCAAGCCAAGCCAAUUAUCACUACGCUACGCCUGCGCAGCGGUCAAGAUGUGAUCGUCUUGGGUUGGAGCGUCGGCGGCCACGUCGCACUCGAACUCAUCUCUGCCAUUGCAGCGGCCUCUGCAUCAAUCAAAAUCCACGGCAUCAUGAUCUGCGGCACACCUCCAGUACCCAAGCAGCAUAUCUCCGGGUUCAAAAAGGACGGCGCCGACGUCUCUGCCCUUUUCAACCCGGACGCGACGGACGAGGACCUCGGCAAAGUCGCCGAUACGCUCAUCCAGACCAGACCAGUACCGCAGUUCAUCAUUGACGACUUACAAAGACUAGAUCGCCGGGCAGGACGAUCAAUGAUUGUCAAGCAUAUGGAGGGGUCGUCGAGCAAUCAGGUCGAGCUGUUGCAUCAGUCAAGGGAAAAUGGGUUGCGGUCGUGA
Messenger RNA from Cyphellophora attinorum, 663 nucleotides. RefSeq lists its product as uncharacterized. The coding region runs from base 1 to 663 and encodes 220 amino acids. The record is from RefSeq and is a predicted model, not a curated record. NCBI's taxonomy places the organism in Eukaryota, Fungi, Ascomycota, Eurotiomycetes, Chaetothyriales, Cyphellophoraceae. The transcript has 2 exons.